This is a messenger RNA of Diospyros lotus (date-plum), 816 nucleotides long. Its product is annotated as subtilisin-like serine-protease S. Gene Ontology annotation, molecular function: serine-type endopeptidase activity. Gene Ontology annotation, biological process: proteolysis. The record is from RefSeq and is a predicted model, not a curated record. The transcript has 4 exons. The coding region runs from base 1 to 816 and encodes 271 amino acids. Lineage: Eukaryota; Viridiplantae; Streptophyta; Magnoliopsida; Ericales; Ebenaceae.
AUGGUAGCCAAAGUUCUCGCCGUCUUCUUCUUCCUCAAGUUUCUGGUUUUACAUGGAAUCGCCAUCACCACCAAUACGAAGUCAGCUCGUGAUGCUGAUGGGCAUGGAACUCACACUGCCUCCACAGUGGCUGGUUCUCAACUGCUAGACCUGCCAUCUACAAGGCUUGUUGGUUUGGUAUCUGCAAUGAUGCCGAUCUUCUCAUGGCCCUGGAUGAUGCAAUUCACGAUGGUGUUGACAUUAUUUCUGUUAGUUGGUCCUUUGCCACCCCAGACGAGUUACUUACAGGACGCAAUACCAAUAGGAACUUUCCACACAUUCCAGAAAGGAAUUCUUGUCUCUGCAUCAGCUGGGAACAGCUUUUUCCCAGGCACUACAUCUAAUGUUGUUCCAUGGAUCCUCAAUGUUGCUGCAAGCACUAUAGAUUAUGAGUUUCAAUCUUAUAUUUAUCUUGGAAAUUCAAAAAUGUUAAAGGAUUUUGGUUUAACUCAACCAAACAUGAAGGGCUACUAUAGUUUGAUAGCAGAAAGUGUUGCAGUAGCCCCAGGAGUUCCCCAAAAGAAUGCAAGCUUCUGCAAGAACAAUACUUUAGCCCCUACCUUAAUCAAAAGGGAGAUUGUGGUCUGUGAGAUUGAGUCAAACAGUGAUAGUCAAACAGAAAAGGAGACUUUUGUAAGAGAAGGUGGUGUUGUGGGGAUAAUACUCAUAGAUCCACUACUUUUAAAAGAUGUCAGCUUUCAGUUCGUGAUUCCAAGCACGUUAAUUGGUCAAGAACAGGCAGAAGAAUUUAAAGCUUAUGUAGCAGCAGAAAAGUAA